AUGUCCGACAGGUUUGGGCUUAAAGUAAAGGAAAAUGCUGGGAAGACGAAGUAUUCUUCACUUAACUUAAAUCAGACAUACAAAGGAACUAAGGUUGAAACGAAAACAUCCUCAGGUUUGUAUUUCUUCGCUAUCGUGGGGAUUUUGCUAUUUAUUUUAAAGUGCUAUCAGCCUCUAACAUCCAAGUUGCGACAUUGCAUCGAAGUAAACCGUGAAAGGUUGUCUUUUUUACUUUGGUUUUGAUCUGCGAGCCUUUCAAAUGCGGCUUCCGGUUUUGUGGACGCUACGAUGUUGCUCUCGUGUGGCGUAAGAUCGGGUACAUGAAAACUCAUAAAUUUUGUUUUGGUUCUAAGAUGGACGCUAUUUUUUCGCAGGGACCGCUCGCCAUGGGCUACAGAGCCUUGGAAAAGUCGGUGCAAGUCGUCGAAUUCCUCCUCCCGCCAAUCUCCCUUCUUUAAAAAGCGAAAACUCCGGCAACGAUCCUACAGUAUCUUUAGUUCCUAGUGGAGGUGGAGGAUGGGGCAGUGCGAAGGAGAAGCCUUCGGAAACUACGCCAGCAGCUGCAUCUCAGGCAGCACCUCCGAGUUCAACGCCAUCGCAAACAAAUGCGCCAUCUUCUCAGCAGCCGCUAUUGCAGCCGCAGCGGCCUAUACCACCGCCGUCUCAUCCACAACCAGUUCAACCGCAAUCGCAAAGUUCGGGGCAGACACAAAAUCAACCAGCCAAACAGCAAGAAUCUCAAGUAAAGACAUGGGGCACUGUAUCAUCAAACGAGGCUGGUGGUCAAGGUAAGGAAAGAAGAAAGAAUUUUUGCUAUCUGCGUGACUAAUUGUCGUUGUUUAGCGAAAGAGUCGGGAUUUUGACACACGCAUUUCAUCCUGUGGUAAUUAAAAAUAUUUUACUUGUGCUUUUAUGUUCUUCAAGUAUGUUAGACAUGGUGUUUGAUGGGAAGGUGAAAUCUUUAUCUUCGGAAAGUUUGUUAUUACCUCUAUAAUGUCAAAACUAAGUUCCGUUCAUGCUAUACAGCUCAGUUUAGGCGUCGGGUAGCUGAUUACGAUAAUCAAGUAUUUAUGAUUAGUCGAACCUUUUGUUUUCCCCUAAUAAGAUACAGGUUUAUCUUUGCACAUAUAGCGUUGUUGGAUCUUGUGGUAACAUGAUUUUUUGAAUAGUUAGAAAUGUUAUUUUGUUGCAUGUUUUUAUGCAAUGUAUAUUUCCCUUGGCCAUCAUAAGGAUGAAAUUCUGUGUAGAUUCAAAGCCAAGAUAGCAAAUGACACAAGGUCGAAAAUUUGCCGUGAAAAUUCUAUUAUUGCUUUGACUCAUCCAGUCUCACCUAUGUAAUUCUUGCAUGAAACUAAAGACAUAUUCUUCAAAAGUGCACUACUUUCACAGGCUACUAUAGUGCCAAAAUUGAAAAUCUUGUUUAAGAGAAAAUUACUUAAGUUACAGACACCAAAAGUUAAAAAUAGCAAUUGGAAAACAGGUUUUUUCAUCUGUGGUGACUGUCAGAGCUAACUUACUCAAUGCAAGACACAUAACAUCAAGAAAUAACUUGUUGUAAUCUUGCAAUAUUUCAACCUGUAGGGAGGUCCUACUCUCACCAGGAGAUGCCAUAUUUCAAUCGGGAAUUCCCAGUAUUGGGUGGUGGAAACUCUGGGGAAAGGCCCCCGCUGCCCUCAGAAAUAAAGGAACAACCUCCUACACAGUAUGGUCAGAAACAAAUAAUGCGCAAUACACGUAAGUGUAAUUGAAUCAUUUUACUCUUCCAUGAAAAAUAGAUUUACACUGCUUGUUUAACUUCUACAAGUAAGUAUCAUUUUCCUCUGAUAUAUUCAAAAUCAUCAAUAUAACCUGGACAUUUGCCUCCUCACUCUUGGCUCAUGAUUGUUAGUAACUGAAAUCUACUGGCAAGUAUAAUCAUCUCUCCUAGGAGCAUGACUUAUUGUAGCAAGACUUGAAGUGAAGUGCAGUGUACAUAGAAUUGAAUAUCUGUAUCAUUGGGCUCUUGCCAGUUGAAAAGGCAGUUGAAAAUGUGAUGUGUUUCAUGGUAUACUAUACAGUACUAUACUGCACCACUAUAUUGCACCACAGUAUUCUUCUGACAUUUAAACUUGUCUGUUCUGGGACUAGAAUUUAUACAUUAAAAACUUCUGUGGUCUACCAUGAUUUAUUUAGUAAAGUAUAAAAGUGUAACAAAGGUGUAUUUUCACUAUUUUAUUUUAGACGAACCACCAUGGAUGGAGCGCAGUGGUCCAGGUAAUGCUCUCGUGUCAUAAUUUGUGUUUUCAUAGCUUUUUCCUGUACAUGGAGUUACUAUUCACUCAACUUUUAUAAUUUAGUAGCAAAGUGGAUGAAAGUUUUUUUAAAAAAAAGAUGUUCUUUUGACUGUUUCUAAACAAUGAAGUUAAUCUUGAGCUCAAAUGAAUAAAUCAGUGUAAAUUUAGAAGUAUAUAUUUUUCCCAAUCCAAUUUUUCUAGAGAACCACACAAAUGUUCUUUUCCACACUUUGUGAGAAGUCUUGCUCUAGGCAUAUGAUUAAUUUUUCCUUGUGAACUGAUGAAAUAUAAUCUAGGAUGGUUACACACAUCAUCGAUUUAUGGGUUGAAGCAUAAACCUAGAGUUCUGUGUUAAAUACUUGUGGAACAUUCAAAAUGAAUCCAUUUAUAUCUCCGACAUGACAAGGGUGUCAUAUUCCUCUGUCAUCACAAAUUACAGUAUGCUAUACUCCUUAAUUUCUUUAAUACAUGUAAACAAAGUUUAAUUGAAUAAAUGGAUAAGAGGGCUUAACCCUUUAAUUUUCAGAAAUGAUUAACCCUUCAACUCCCAUAAUUGACCAAGAUCUAAUUUUUUCAUAAAAUAUCGAUACACUAUUAAGCUGUAAAGUAAUGGGCCAAAAAAAAAAUCAACUCAGCAAUUAUUGUUUGAUCCAAAUAACAAUUUACCCAAACUAACAUCAAAAGGGCUGUAUGGCAGAUAGUAAGAAUUUACCUAUGUGAUCUUGGGAGUGAAUUGGUUAACUUAUUAUUUCUUGUUACAAUAUUAAUAAGUAAUCAGGUCAUGAGAAUAGCCAAAUUUGUUGGUCAUUGGAUGUUGCCUCCAUAUACAUGCAACUCUAAAUCCCUUAACAUACAGUAUAUUUACAAGGUAAUGUGUAUGAGAGAUUUGAUUGUGGGAUUGAAUGCAAGAGGACUGUUUAAUGCAUUGUUGUAAAAAGGAAGAAAUACGAUGCCACUCAGAAAUUUAACAAUCACCACCAUGUUUUUAUUACCAAUGCAAGAUUUUAAAGGCCCAAGUUUCCCAAAAUCUUCUUGUGUUUCUGAUGUGAAAGCAGUGUUUUCAAAAAUCUUGUAACAUGGUCAUAACUGUGGAAGGAAACUAAACUUGUAGCAAUGGUAAUGUCAUUAUUUCUGUCAGGUCCUCCACCAUCUGAUUAUGGAACAGUAAGAGAAAGAACAGAUGCAUAUAAUGGGGGACCAGGACAUGGUGGAGGACAUCAGUAUAGACGACCACCAGACUACCCAGUAAGAAGUCUGCUUUACUGUUUAUGUAUUAAGCUCAGGAUUUAAUGCUCUUUGCACAUACCACUUCAGUUUAAACUGCCUCUUGACAUUCCUCAAAGUUUGACAGCUGGGUUACAUAGGUCUGUUAGGUUUUGGGACAGAGAAAUUAUUGUACAUCAGCAGCUAUAGGGAAAUUGAAUAUGUCUUGAAACUUUACCUGAAAAUCCUUAAUACAACUUUUUCAACUAUCAAGUUGAGCAUUUCAAGGUUUGUGCUUAUCUCUACCCCUUUUCCUUAUCUGGAAGUACAUUAAGGCUUUUUACCGCUAUGAAGAAGCCUCUUACUUAAUGAUAAAAGGUGAUAGGGUUUAACUUGAAUUGUAUCUCUCCUUUAUUAAUGCUUUAUGGAUGUGUAAGCUUUUUUGAAAUUGAAAUGUACUCAAUAGAAAAUUACACUUAUUAUAUGUUACAGUAUUUUAGUAUCCCAAGCUUCCUUAAGUUUUAAUUUUGGAUAUCUUUGGUUUUUUCUUUUAACAUUUGUUUCUCAAUUUUGAACAAUUGGAAAACUGAUACAUUAAUAGUAUGUACAUAUACAUCUCCUAAAUGUUUUUGUCCAUUUUAACUGUGAACUCCAUCUGAACCACUGGAUACACCAUUUGCAACUCUGAAGCAAUUUUUUUCUGCAGAGGGUCUAACACCAUUUGCCUUGGGAAUUCACUUGGAAAAAUUUUGGGGGGAUGUUGUGAAAAGGAAAAAAGGCAUUCUCAGUAAAUUUUUUGUUUUUGUUGUUUUUUUACUAUGAAAACUACAAAUGCUGUGACAUUCUCGCUUGUUUUAAGCACCUUUGGAAGGUACGGGGGUAUCUCUUGAGAGGCAAUUGUGAUUUACAAAUCAUUGUACCAGCACAUAUGGAAUAUCAGCUUGCUGUUUUAGAAAGUUUACCCAAUUAACAUGUACUGUAUGUACUGGUAUGUUUUUAAAGUGAAAAUUGUUGGUCAUGGAGUGCCCUCAAAGAGAAACAGGCAUUAUAUUGUAGCUCACUGAUUUAGUUUUGUUUGUGUCUGGUAGCAUGGGUCACAUGGGAGGAAUGUUCCUCAGGGGCAUCUCCACCAUCAUGGUAAUGGACCACAAAGUCAUGGACCAGGAAGGCAUCCUCAUGGGUAUCCCCCAGAUCAUUUUUCUAGGUACUUUCUGUGUUAUUUAUGCAAUUUUAGGCACUGUAACCCUUUAUCUACUUCUUAUCACUUCACCACAUGGUCAAUUUACUCACUAGAAGUGCCUCAACAUGUUUCUUAGCUUUCAAACCCAUAACACUUGUACUCAAGAGUUAUCAGAGUACACAGUAUCUACAUAAUGUCAAUGCAUAAUUAAUCAGUAAACAUAAUUGUAUUGAGUCAAAUAUUUUUUCAUGUAUGGGAAGUUGUUUGAACAUACCAAAAUCUUUUUAUUGACUUGCAAAUAAAUAUAUGAUCAUCAGUGUGCAGUUCUCUCCAGAUACCUUGAUAGUUAAAAAAAAAAAAAAAAAAAAAAAAAAAAGAACACACACAAGAGGUUGUGAUUUUCAAGCUACUAUUGGCCAACCUCCAUCUUAAAUUACUUAUGCUGUCUCGAAGUGUAACAUCCAACCAGGUUCCAAAUGUUCAUCAUAUUUAAUAUCCAAAUGGGUUCAAAUUCUCAGAAAAAUUUUGCAAUGUGCCAUGUAAUCAAUUUCAGUAAAAGGAAAUAUCAAGUUAAAACUUCACAUGACAACACCUUAAUGAUUUUACAGGGGACCAGGCCAAAGACCCAGUGCCCCUUCAGGACCUAAUUCUGGAGGUAAACUGGGAGACAAGACCCGAGGUGAAGGAUAUGGAAGGCCAAGUAUCCUCAAACCAGAAGAUAUACAAGCAAUGACUGACAAUGAUGAAGAGGAGGAGGGUGGAUGGGCUGGUGCACAAGAUGAAGUUGAUUAUGCAGCAAAAUUGGAUUUUGAGGACUUUGAAGAUGAUGAUAAACCUUCACUAGAACAACCAGUGAAACCUGAAAUAGAAACCCCAAGUGGUGAACCUGAAACAAGAUGGCAAGGCAAUGAAAGCAGACCUGUAAGUAAAGUCAUUUGUCAUGUUGUAGGUGAAAAUUUUUCUUCAAUUUUGGUACAGAAAAAUAAUUUUGAUGCAGGCUUGGCAAAUGUGUGAAGGGUUUUCUCUAUCCUUUAUGUGAUAUAGGGCUCAGAACUGUCGAAUUGUAACAGUUAAAACUGUUUGUUAUUAUAAUUUAGUGUUACUGUAUUUGAGUGUGUGUGAUUAAAGUUCUUAGAAAACAGCAGCUCUUGAGUGUAACUCAAAUUAAACAGGAAAAACUCCAUUUCUGCGUGAACUGUCAAAGUGUUUCACCCUUUCCUGUUUUGAUCCUAGGCUAAGGGGAUGGGACCACCUCCAACAAGACCUGCAUGGACCAAAUCAUCAGGGCCAGUAUACUCUGAGAACAGACAAAUGCCCCCAAGUCCAGGAAUGAGGCCAUUUGAUAGCAGAGGUUCUCCUCCUAAUCCUGGUUGGCCUAUGCCAUACCCUCAGCUUCUAGCCGGACAGCCAAGAGGGGGACACCCACCUGGACAUCCACCUCCUUCCCUGGUUAGCUCUGAUCAAGUGAAGCCAGCAUCCAAGUCAGAAGAACCAGUGACAAAUGAUUGGCAGAAACGCAGAGUCAAACAACAAGAGGAAAUGCGUGCUGCAGUAGAAAGGGCCAGGAAGAGGCGUGAGGAAGAGGAAAUGAGAAGGCAGGCUGAACAGAAAGCAGGAGCAACAGCUAAGUUAAAAGAACUGGAAUUAAAAAAAGUCAGGAGGGAGAGUGCUAAAGAAGGAGACGAUGCUUGGGCAGAGGAACUGGACUCAAUUGAAAAAGAUUCUUAUGGUAAAGGGCCUUACCCUGAACAACGAAUGCCAGAAACGCCCGAACGAGAGGUGGAACCACAGAAUCUUGCACUUAACCAACAAGAUGACUUGCAUGGUCGAAAUGAUUUUCCUGAGCAUGUCAGUCAUAGACAGAGAAAUGACAGCGAGUCCAGUGAUGCCUCAAGAUCGAGUGCAAGGGGUGCUUCACGCCCUCAUCAUCAUCCACCCCGGGACAUCCCACCCCGUUUUCAACAGCAGCAACUUAGGCAGCAACACUUUCAGCAACAACAGCAUUACCAGCAGCAGCAACCUUAUCCACCACAACAUCCAUAUCACCAGCAACAGAUGGCUAGAUCCCCACAACUCAGGGAUUUUCCUGAAGGAUCACUGUCAGUUGCCAAUCAUCCCAUCGUUGAUUCAGGUGGGGUAGCAUUCUUCAAUGAGUAACCUUCAAAUGGUAUUGUAGGUUUUUUCAAGUUGAGACAUUUGCUGUCUAAAUUGAAAAUGCUGACUCGUGAUUCUGUGAUUCUUACAUUUGAAAAGGAUAGGUGUAACAAGUUUGCGUUUCAUUGUUUAUGAAUGAACAUUUAACAAUCGGCUAACGUCUCUACUCUUCACCAUUUGCUUGGGAAGAGAUAACACGACCAGAAGGAUCAACUUAAAGACGUACAUACAUACAUACAUACAUACAUGCAUACAUGCAUACAUGCAUACAUGCAUACAUGCAUACAUACAUACGUUUAUUGCAACUCCCAAGCUGGGUUUUUCAGUUACAAGGCCUACAUUAAAAUUAAUGUAAUAUUAUAGUAACAUUGUAUUGGCCUAAAAAUACAUAUAAGUGAAAACUAAGGCUAGUACAAUAUAAAUACAAAAGGCCAGUGCACGUUAAAAACACUAGUGAACUAAAACAAAAAUUAGACGAGAAUAGAAGAUUGAAAUGAUUCAUCUGUGUGUGACAUUUCCACUAAGGAGCGCAUUCAGUAGGCGGAGCCUAAAGGCGUUUACAUUCUCAGCUGCUUUUAAGUCAUUUGGGAGGUUAUUCCACAAUUUGCAUCCGCGAUACGUGCAAUUUUAAGUUGAUCGGGACUGUGAGGUACUACUUUAUUAAUGAUUUUGUACUGUUUUUAGGCCCAGUGUCACCAUCACAACCUACCAAACCCGAUGUAUCUGUAAAGAGGAUAAUGAAACGUUCCGAUAGCAGCAGCACAGCUGGUGACGAUAUAGCAAGUGUCAAGUCUCUUGAAAGUGCAAGUGGUGAGCCAAGCAGAGAGGUGGAAAAGAAACCACAUGCUGCUCCAUCAGAUAAGGCUAUAAAGACAGACCCAAGGGAGGAAAAGACGAAAGAAGGGUCCUCAGAGGCAACGCGAAAAGAAUCUAACAGGACGGAUAGGAAACCAGAUGACCAAGACUUGCCCGUGUUUGAUGACAGUGGCAGUGGUGGUUCAGGCGAUACAAGUCAGAAACGAACACCUGAUUCUGUCCUACCGCAGGGUUCUGGAAAACAAGAUCUGACCAACAAAGAAAACGAUGUGUCCAAGGAAAGGGUGCAUGAUAAGCGUGAAAGGAAAGACGAUGAGAGCAUAUCAAAAGCUGUUCCCGAGAAAGGCUCCCGAUUUAGAGACAGACGAGACGAAAGGCGAAGUAGUUCAAAGCGUGAUUCAAGAACACAGGAUAACAGACGUAGUGAUGAUUCGAAAGACUCUGGAAAACGAAAGAGAGAGGACAGUGAAGACGCUGAACGCUUUACGGAGAGAAGGGGAAGAUUCGCCGGCCGCGGUGGAGAUCCAAAAAGGGAGCGAUUUUCGGAAUCUCAUAGUCGCGGUAGAGUUAGUUUUCCAGUGCGGGGCCGGGGAAUGGCUGGUACAGCUACGAGUUAUCGAGGUCGUGGAAGAGGAGAUAGAGGAAAUAGAGAUACCAGGGAUUACAAGGAGCACAAACCGACGAGAUCGCGUGAACCUAGACCUUCUUCAGCCUGGAAAACGACCAAGGAUGAACAGAAACGGAACGAAGAAGACAAGGAAAAUGUAGUGGCGAAAGAGAACGCUAACGCAAUUGCCAGUGAGAGUGACAAAAAAGUAACUCGUGAUUCUACCGAGGUAAAACAAGAUAAGCGGAUAGAAAGUGUCCCUUCAACAGAUGAGAAAGAGGCUAACAAACAGGAAAAGAGAAAUGAAGAGACAGUUACUGAGGUGAAGAAAAACAAAGAAGACGAUUCUGUGACUCGUGAAAGCAAAUUUGAGGAAGAAGUUAGGUUACCCAACAAGGACUUAGAAAAAGUAAAAGAAUCAGAUGAUGUAAGUAAAAAACCUGAGAGCCCCAAAGAUGUAAAUAAUUUGAAACCUAAAGCCCGUGGCGGUUUUGGAAGACCUCCACAAUCUUCACAGGAGUCAAGAAAUGUAAAUAAUCAGGACAGACGCGAAGGCGGCAAGAAGUUUAAUGAUAGGAGGCGACCGAUACAGGAGGCUGGCAGAGAUCGUAAGACAGAUUCUGAUGACAAACGCACGGGACGCAAUUACAGCAGAGACAAUACCAAUCAAAGGCAAACUGGAAGGGACAACAGAUAUAGGGAAAGAGGUCAGGAAAGGGAUCAGAAAUUCCAGUAUCAGCGCGACGAAAGAGACACUGGCAACAAGCGCUACUCUCAGGAUGAUAGGAAGAAGAGGUUUGACGACAAAGACGAUGACCAGCAAAAUUCCAGGCGUAAAGGGGAUGAGAGGAACCAGAGGGGUGGCACGCGAUCAUAUUCAUCUCGUGGUCGUGUUAGUACGACCCCUGUGCGUACUAAUAUUAGGGGUGGUAGAUCCAGUCAGCCAGUCGGAAGUGGACGUUUUGGAAACAACUACCGACGUGUAAAAUCCUCAGAGGAGGAGCUAUCUGAUGAUGACUACGAGAGUGAUUCAAGCAGUUACACGACCGCUACAUCUGCUUCUGAGGAAAGGAGGGAUGAGAAACCCAGCAAUGCAGAUAAUGAGAAUGACGUAAAGAGAGAAAAAGAGAGUAGUUCAACUUUUGACAAAUCGAGAGCUAGUUCACGAUCGGCAAGAUCUCCGAUUAGGGGGAAGAUGUCUUCACGGGCGGGAAGGCGAGGUACUGGUGGUGGGUUUGGAAGGACUAGGAGAGAAGUGGAGCGUCCACCUCGCUUCCAGAAACAACAAGAAAAGGAAAGAGCAAGCAUGGGCAGAGGCGCACCUCAGGGUGUCAGAACGAAUGAAAGUAGAGAAAGUGGACCCGGUAGAGGCAGGGGGAGAGGAAGAGGUAAAAGGGAACAACCUCAAAGAGAUGAAGGUCCAGGUAUACCGGUUACAGAGGACUGGGAUGAAGAGCUUAAUGAAGCUCAAAAAGGAACAGAGUCCUCAAAAAGUGAUAAAUCAGGAGGACGAAGAGAGUCUACUCCAAGAAGAGGAUUCUCUGGCCCACGAUCCUCUUCAGAAAGAGGAAGGAAAGAUAAGAGCCGAGACGCUGGCGGAACACGCGGUAAUUCAUCUAGGCGAGAGCCUUUUUUAGCGGAAAGGCAGCAGGCAAAAGUUGAUGGUUCCAAACUUGUCGGUGGGGAACCUCGAGGACCUUUGCCUGCUGCUAGAAAUGGUUUUAGCAAAGAUGGUAAUCGGAGAUCUGAUAUGCACAGCACUGGGCUGGAUAGCAUAAAUACUGGUGUCACCGAUACUAAAACACCUAAAAAGCAGGAAACCCCUGUGAGGAAGACUGACAUUCAACAGUUUGACUUGCACAAUAUUGCUGGAGUUAUCUGUAUCGAUGAUAUGACUGAUGAUGAGUCCGACAAAUCGUCAACUCAUAGUGGGUUUGUUGAAGUGACAUCCCGUCGUACACAGAAAGAGAACAAAGAUAGACAGCGUGAAGAGGAAGAGAGAAGAAAAAAAAUGGACGAACAAAACAGGCAACGUGGCAGUCAAUUGGGAAACAAGAAGAACCAAUCUUCCAAGCCUCCUAGGUUCAGUAAGCAGCAUACAUCACAAGUUAAUACACAGAGCAAAUCUCCGGGAGUAAUUGGCAAAGCGACAUCUACAGCUGUGUCAGAAACAGCCAUUGGAACUGCUAUCACAGGAUCCAACAGCAAUCCGUCAAGUGCAAAUUCUACCAAGCGUAAUAGCCCAGUUAAUGUUGAGAGGCCAGUAUCACCUCCUCCUCCUCCUCCAGUUUUCAAUGCAUGGGACAAACCUCUACUUCUCACUCCAGCUAAACCACCAAGCGCUUCACCACCAGUGACCUCUUCGAUUCCCGAUCCUCUGGCAGUUGGAAGUGGAAAGCCUUCCUCUACACGAGUUGUCCAACCAGUGAGCGCAACUUUCUUUUCUAUUUGUCUAUUAGUUUCGUGUUUUGUUGUAUAGUUCAGUGCUGUGGAUGCUCAGCUAAAGCGUCUUAAAUGUCAUACAGCAAAAAAACAAAGCUACGGUUUGCAAUGACCUUUGUGUUUUUUCCUUUUUUGUUUACAGCAGGGAACAGUCAUUUCUUCGGCUGCCUCGUUGAUUGAAGACAUCAGUGUAGAUGACGACUACCUAGCCAUGACCAAAGAGAUUGCUUUACUGGCACCUCCAGAGGAACCAGAAGAGAGUGAAGAACCAGCCCACAUUACUCAAAACACAAAGCUCGAAAAACGAGAUCAGACAACGGAAAAGGGUGCAAAAGUUGCUGGUCCCUCAGAGAAACGAUCGCAGGCUAAACCUCAGCGAGACAAGCCUCCAAGAUUUGACCGUAGUGGCAAGCGAAAAGGUGCCUCGGGCGCAGAGGACGCAAAGAAAGAAUGGUCUAGUAAUACUAAGGGUAGGAAAAGCAGUCGUGACGACACAGUUCCUCAGAAACUUACGAAGGGAUCAGCGGUGAGAACAGUUUUUGUAACGGCAAAUUCUAUCAUUCCAACGUUCUAGUUUACAUGCUUGAUCAUUUACUCUAUUCUCUUGUUUUCGUUUUGCUUCUUCAGGACAACACUGCGAAAGGAAAAACUGGCACUCUAUCGAGUAAAAAGCAGCAGCCAGCUUCAGCUGGAGAUGAAGUUACAAAUGAUAGGGACACUUCAAAAGGGGAGCAAGAAUCUGCAGAAUAUAUUUCUGCAGGCAGGAAUGUUGGAACGACUGUUUCAGAUGAAGGCAGCGAUGGAAAAGAUGAUAUAAAGGUACAUGAGAAGGCGUAUAUGAUGGCUGCCAUUCACUCUAUUUAUUAUUAUUUUAGUGUGCAAUUGAACGAAAGACAAUUAUAUCUUUUUUCCAACGCUGGUUGAUUGCUGACUGAACCAUAAAAUUCAACAUGUCAGUUAAAUACAGACUUUUCGAUCAUCAAAUAGCUAAGUGUAAGAUGACAUGCCUUGAUAUAAAUAUCUAUAGAACUGCCUAUACACUCUCUACACAAUGCCCCAUCUGUAGUGGCUGUUUUCGUUUACUUAUGAGCGCUUUAACACUUACUCGAGGUUCGUUCUGGCUCUCUUAUCUUUCAGCUUAUUCAAUUGUUUUGUUUCUUAAAAGGAGGAAGAAGCGAAAAAUGACUCUGGAAGUGAAUCAAGUAGAAAGGAUUCCGAACUUGACCUGAAUGUUGAUUCAGGCGACAGAAACGAUGACAAUGAACACCUCUUUGGUACAGAAACCCUAUCAGUGGACAUUCACGAAAGACCAACGGCCGAAAGACCAGACAGGGAGCCAUCUCCAGUAUCACCCGCUAUUUUUGAAAUGAGUAAAAAAAUGGAAGCAUCAAGAAAACUUUGGGAUAGCGGAAUCGCUAUCGGGCGCUCAAGCAAUCAUGGGGGUGCGUGGGAGGAGACCUUGCGCACUCCAGCAAGCGUUGGUUCUUCAAUUGUGGGCAUGUCAGUCGUAGAGUCAGCCGAGUCGAGGUUAAGUGAUGACCAAGUCGCAGUUAAGAAACCACAAGUUGAAUUGGAAGCUAAUACUAGUAAGAACGACUCAAAGUCACCUGAUGGUUUAAACUUCGCAAAGAAAUCAGGAUCUGGAGAACAGCAAAAUGUUUGUAAGGUUAAGCCCCAGCAGCAGCAACAGCAGCCUGUGAAAACACAACAGUCAUCAUCUAUUGUCUCUCAGCCUGCGGAAGAGAACCACCAAACAGAAUUAAAUACAGUUUCUUUAGUUCCCCCUUUACUCUCACAAGAACUAUUGACUCAACAAGCAAUGCAACACCGCUACGCAAUUCCUCUUGUCGGUGCCUUCGUGGAUGCGCCUCAGAGACAGCCAUUCCUGCAGCAACAGCAGCUUCAGCAGCUUCAACAAACUAAUCAACAGGUGACACCUACCUUUUCCCUUACACAUGUGCAGCAGGUCAAUCAGGCACGUUCAUCUUCUUCGCCAUUGUCCCAGGCUACUCAGGACAUGUAUCAGUCGCCAUUCCUCCCUGGCGGUGUUUAUUCAACAGGAAAUUUCCAGGGUUCGCAGCCGUAUGUAUCUAUUGGCCUGUUACCCUCUACUGCAACUCAGUCAUUUGUGACCUCUUCUCCGAGGACCCAGACGACGUCUCUGAUUGGAAUUCAGGCUCAACAGCCAAAGCCUGGAACUGGAUCCGUCUUUGCCCAGAAUGUCACUCAGCAAGGCACGCAGACCAUGUUUAUGCAGUACGAUCCGAAAACGUUACGAGGAGGAACUCCUUUGUUCAAUAUAGCUCAGCAUCCCCAGUCUGCUCAGAGACAGCUGUUAGGAACUCAGCCGGGGGUCGUUGGAGAAAAUUUGUCACGACAGAGUGGCUUUCCAGCAGGACAACCGACACCUCAACCAUUCCAAGGAACGUACCCUUUUCAGCAGAAACAAGGGACAUACGAUGUUUCACAGGAUAUGCAAAUGAAGAAAACAGCUGAACAAAGUACAGAUUUCACGCGGCAAUCAGAGCUAGUCAAACACGUAAACGCAAAACCUUUUGAACCUCCAAAGAGAUCAACCCCUGGUUCUGUGCCACCCAGCAGUGCUUCAAUAGGUCCUUUGAUGUCAUCAACAUUUGCCCGAAAUCCGAACUUGAUGACAAUCACUCCGAACCCUACAGACAUUGGGGGAUCAUCUCAGAGUCCUCCUGUGUCAACAACAUUGUUGUCGGGAAGGCAGGUGUCCAUGUCACCCGUUGAACCAGGUAUUCCCUUCCAUGGUGCCGUCGGAACUUUUCCGAAGCACACUAUAAACCAGUUUCAGUUGCAACAGCAGCCUCAAGGUGUACAGCCUCAGCAGUUCACGCCAUUCCAACAACAGCCCGUCAGUUUGCAGCAGACUAUUCAGGUUAGAGCACAAGGCCAGCAACAGCAGCAAGGCGGAAAUCCGUUACAAGGUGCUGGAACUGCCAUCCUGCCAAACCCUGCUGUCAUAGCUGCAGCCAUGCCAAGGCAACUUAUUCGGGCUCCAAGCCUUGGUCCUAUAGGCAUAGGUGGAGCACAGCCAAGUGCUACGAACACUCAGCGCUUCCCUGCUCCGAUCCAGCGCCCUGUGACAGCGUCUUUAAUGCAUGGUGUGUCUCACAUACAAGCCCCGCGAGGACCCCGGGCGCAAACUGCACCGCCGCCACCACCUCAAAUGAUGUCUGCAAAGCAACAGAUUGUGACAAAUAGACCUCAUUUGCCCCCACAAUCUAUACCUCACCCGGAAGUAGUGGCGGCUGCCUUUAAGAUAGAACAGCAUCACAAGAUGUUGGAACAAACCAAAAUGUUCUUUGCUCAACAACAAGGACCACAGCAACGAGUCCCUUUGCUGAGCAAUCAAGUUGAUCCGCAAGUUAAACCUAUCGGCAGUUUUCAAGGAGACAAACCAAUUGUGAAGGGACCAGUACCCAGAGAAAAUCUAAAAUUUCAAGAGAAAAAGGAAGAGGCGAAGUCCCAUAUUUCGGAAACCAACCAAAGAAACAGAAAACCCAAUUUAGAGCAGCCUAGCAAGACGUCAAAGACAACCAAAGUAGAUUCAAAGCCAGAAGAAAGCAGCAAAGACAAAACUAACACAUCAAAACAGGAUGGUAAAGGCCCUGGUAACAAGAGCAGCAGCCUCGUUCGUAUUCCGCCCCUACCUAUGGCACCCAGAAACGUGCCGAAGAGGGCCCGUGGUCCCCCACGAAUGCCAGGUUCUCAGCCAGUUUCCAAACCAAGAAUCUCUGGACGUUCAGAGAAAGAAAUCAAAGAUACAGUUCAGGACCAGCCUUCUGAAACUCCAAGCCGCAAGAGUUCAGAUCAGGCUAAACCAUCGGAGGCACAACCCGUGGCCCCACUAAGCGUCAACAAGUAA
Messenger RNA from Pocillopora meandrina, 14570 nucleotides. Lineage: Eukaryota; Metazoa; Cnidaria; Anthozoa; Scleractinia; Pocilloporidae. The record is from the annotation of a GenBank genome assembly.